This is a messenger RNA of Amoebophrya sp. A25, 6712 nucleotides long. The record is from the annotation of a GenBank genome assembly. Lineage: Eukaryota; Dinophyceae; Syndiniales; Amoebophryaceae.
GACUUGGUUCUGAAUAUCCAAGCCAAAUAGUUUCUAUCAACCUCCACUUUUUGCUUGUUGUGUUCAAUAAAUAUGCUAGAGCUAGUAUGUAAAGUGGGGCCUAUUUCCGUGUUGUGAAUCCCUGAGUUUUGCCGUUUUGUUCAUGGAUUUCGACUUGCCUCUGUCUCAGUGUGUCCAACUUCUUUUCCAAGUUGCUAGGCUCGUCAUUCUCAUGCCCUCACCGCGUCAUUGUUGUACUCGUGCCUGCUCCACGAAAAGUGCGUGUAGCUUGCCGUAGUCGGUCUUCAUCCGAAAGCUAAUUUCAUACGAAUCUCGCAGUCCACUUCCUGAGGACACCAUUGUGCGGUUUGAGUCGGGAUGUUCAGCGAGGGUUUCUGGUGCCGUGCCUCAACGGAGUGUCGCAAUGCUACUUCGAGCGGCCUGAACGAAAUUAGUUGUACUAAGUCAGAUAAUGGUGCAAAGCAAGUAGGAGCAUGCGCAUACAGCUCAAGAGCGGUUGGUCGGCGACAUGAUGAACGAUCUGCGCAUGAUCUUCAAUGUGACGCGCAGUCUGUGCCUGCGCGGGAGAAGCAAAACGUGAAUCAGAUUUUACCACGCAAAAGACCACAAAGUAGACAAAACGGCUCUGUCCAUUGUAAUCGUGUUGAUGCAAUUCGUGGAAGCGGAGAUCAACCGCAAGAGAUCUUGUCGCAUCACGAGUCGAACAGCAAAAUAAACAGGCGACGCGGCAGUCCCUGUCUUCGAAGCGACGACGUAGUCAACGGGCUCAGAAUACACGAAGGCAGGUGCACGGAAAGUCAAGCGUCACCAUCAAUGGAUACAGAAUGUAAGUGUAGAAGUAUCAGGUGGACCAGUUCCUUACGGAGACGGCACGACAGACAACUACAUGAUGAUCUUCCAGCGAUCUGCACCACGCCGUCACCAUCCUGCAGCAGUGGCUAUCUGACUGAAAAGUCACGCCGUAUCUACUCUUGUGCGGGAGCGACGACAAGGGGAGGGACUAAAUCUUUUUGUGCAUCGCUGAAUUCGGACAAAGCUCGGGUUCGGAAUAACGAUCUAGGCACAUCUUCAUCACAAUCCAGUCGCCGCACGCGUAGUGGGCAUUCUUCAUACGUCGCAGAAGAAUACACUGGCUACCAUUCACACGAGGAAACACCUGGUUUGCCUCAGAGAUCACUACGCUUUCCGAUUCACUCUUUCUUCAAGCGUAUGACCUUUGAACUACGCCUAAAUAAUCAUGAAAAUACUGCAACGGCAGCCGGAGGUACAUGCGGCGAAAUGAUAGUCGUGAAAAAUCAUCUGAACAGGAGAAGAAGUGACCAAAUCCACGAAAGGCGGAAUCGCCAAAGCAGAGGGGAGACCACGAGGUAUCGCAACAGCACUAGCCGAAGCUUCGCUUUCGCUGGUGGUUCCGCGAAGCGGGGUUUUAGGACAGAUGCUAGUGGUGCUAAGAGAGCGUCCAGACAUAAUGGUGGAAAAAAUGCGGGGAAAAAACCUGACAUAACGCGCCGCCGGAUAAGAACAAAUGCAGAUAGCCAGCAGCUACUGGACAUUUAUUCAAUUAUAGCAGAGCCUUCAUUAGCAUCCGCCUACUUUCUGCGCGACUGCGUCUCAUUCUUCUCAUGUUUCUGGAAAAGAACGAACGCCAAAAGGAUAAAGCCACGACGCAAUAUCCUUCUGAGCAUCAUCCACCUUGUGGCGUGUUUCAAAAUUCUUGCGUUGCACAUGCUGUUAGGUGGGGCUUGGCACUCGAUCCCAGGGAGCAACGAAAGCAAUAUCUUCUACACGUUUCAGGAAUUCUACACUGAUGCACAAUUUAUGAUGUGAAUAUGAUCGUGCUCCAGGUCCAGCCCCUGUUGUUGCGCUUGAGUCAAUUGCUAUAUUUAUGCGUAGAAGAGAUCGCGAACCUUCUACUAACUUUGAAACUGUCGCUUAGCUAGAACACCAGGCUUGUACUUUUUUUAGUGUCGCGUAGCUGGUAGGACAGUUUGCAAAGUACAGCGAGAUCUUCCUUCUUCAUACGUAACGGACCAGAUUUCGGGUACUAUAGCAAAGGUCGCAUUCUCCAAGGCGAGUUUUUCAACUCCUACACCACUUUUCCUAUGGGUCUGAGCCCGUGGUUUGGGAACCUGAUUGCAGACCGACUCUACGCGACAUGGCUAGCUAUGCAAAAGCCGGACCGCUUUAACAUCUUCGAGUUUGGUGGAGGUACUCAUGGGAUAACAUGUUCAUCCAUUUACUAGACCUCAUCUAGGUCUAGCUCUUGCUAUGCACCAUUCCCCACACACGCGACCACGACUGGCUCCUGUCGUCAGGUACCGGAGUCCUAGCGCGCGAUAUUCUGCUACGUAUCGUCGACAAGUAUCCAAUGAUGAUUCCACAUGCGCGAUACACUUUGGGAGAGCGCGCAGCGGGUCUUCGCCGACAACAGAAAAAGACGGUCGCGAACGCAAACAUCAGCGAAAGCAGUACCAUGUUCCGCGUUGCUGAGGCCGAUGCGCGAGAGGCGAGUCGCCUGAAAAAGCCUGGUGAUUCUUUUGUUGGAGCGGUGAUUUCAAACGAGCUUCUUGACGAAUUUGAUCCCGUGAAACUAAAGCUAGUAUGGCAAACCGGCAAUCCGCCAAAUCCAAGCGAAGUCAGAAGCUGCCGUAGCUGGCGCGAAGUCUACGUAUUCCGUUUAUGUUUCCACCUUUCGUUUUCAUCGCUUGAUCGAUACAAUGCUGUUUCUACUUCAUCUGGCGGUCCAGUUAUAGAUGAACAUGACCAAUAUCAUCAUGUAUUUCCAACUCCAUGACCUUUGCAUUUUUCUAGUACAAGAACUACGUCAGGUAAUGCAUCGCGUAGAAAGAAGCUUGUUGCUGAAUAGCAACUGGCAAAGGGAAGCGUCAGCCAUUGUCUGUGCUUAUCUAGAUGAUCCAUGGAUUGCGCGCUUGAUCGGCAUGAAAUUCCAGCACGAGCGGCGAUGCUAUCCUUAUGCAGUAUGCUGCGUUCCGAUGCUUCUGGCGCUGAACAAAAUGCUGCACUACGACCACCUUUUCUUAUGGCCGAACGAGGGAGAUUUUGUAUGUGUUACUUUCAAUUGCAGCACACUAAUUCGCGUUUUGCGUAUCCAGGUAGAGGUGCUUUCCCUUUCGUCUUCACGCAUCAAACGCCACCACUUAGCAUCGAAAGCUUGAUCUUCUUAUGUAGUGGACCCUAAUCCAUCUCGAGCGGCUGGAGUACCGAAACUUCGAUUUCUUUUUGGAAGAAUACGAGCGACAGGUAGCCGACAGCCGGGCUCUCGUGACAAAGGAACAGUACCGCAUGAUUCGAAGGGCGCAUUUGAAUGACUAUCAAAUGGAAGAGGAUUUACUCACAGGCAACAAAAUCGCGACCGAUCAGGUACUCAGGCCAGAGCAUUGUUGGGAGUCGUUCUUUGUAUCUUGUAGCCUUCUCGUGUUAAUCCGCACCCGGCUAUCACUACUAACCAAUGCAGCAAUCUAGCGUGAUCAAGAAAGGAAACACUGUCGACGCUGAGGAUGACACUAUGUAUACGAAGAGACUUCGGUGCUGUUAUUCCUUUAUCUCUUGCUCUCUUUCGUUCCCAAAAUAUAACAUCAGGUGGCCAUGUUGUUAACGGAAGAACGAUGUACAGAGUUGACAGCUUUUUUCGCCCGACAUGCUUUGCGGUUCUCACGGGCUGCGGAACGGCGUGACGCCAUAGACAGAACCGCGCCCCUUAGUGAAAUAUCCACGUCGAGCUUUCUCAAGUGGGUUGUGCGACCUGGUGAAGAAGAGUUUGCGCGAGAAACAAGUCUCUUGCUGUUAUGGCUUUUCUUGAUGUGAACGUGAACGUGAAGAUUCUGAUUGAAUCUUAAAAACUAACAGUAGUUCUUAUGUUUUUAUUCUCAUUUUUAGCGAGAUACUAACAAAAAUACGAAUAAUUCACUCACCUCAGUCAAGGCUCUAAACCGUGACCGAGGUAUUAGCAUCUCAAUCGACUAUGGGGCUGACUUCGAGGCACUUGCCUGGCUGCAAAUUGUGAAACCCAAUUACGAAGGCAUUCACAUUAUGGACGCGAGACAUGGGAAUCUCUGCACUAACAAAGGUAUUCUUUAUAUAUACGUUUUGGUCGGCUAAGGCUCGUCAUUCUGGUGCGCACGUCGCCUUAGAUCAUCAAGAUCAUCGUCUCUCCUCGCAUGAUUCUUGUACUUGUGUGAAAACUAAAGUGAAGUGAAAGCCUUCGCAAUCUUCAUGCAUCCAUAAGAAGCAUGUUCCUCGUUUUCCUGGUGAAGCAAGUAUCAUGUUUCUUAUUAAAACAGGUGAACUUCAAUGCCCAGGAAUGCAUGAUAUCACAACAAAUGUGGAUUUUACGAAUUUUGCCGAAUCCGCAAGGGAUUUCAAGGUUAUCUCAUACGCGCCAAUGGCUGAGAUGGAGCGAAGCUUCGGGUACUACUUCAGCUUCUACUAGAAGCUACCACUGGUAGAAGAUUAAGAUAGAUGAUCCUUGUUUUGUCAGUGUAAAUAUGCGUAGUUGUUCUAUGAUGAACAAAGAAUCAAUAGGAUGGUUGUGCUCGUUUGUAUUUUAAGUACACCCGGAGGGGUAUUUCUUCUUGUGCGCUUCAUGGUAGGCAUCUGACUAUUGAAUCUUAGAUUCGGCGCGAGACAGCAGUCGCUCUUCCCACAUGUGAUAGAGCAGGCGGGGGGCAUUCGUUCGGCUGGUAUAUGGGGUUGGUAUAGUACCAAAAACACGGAGCCGUGGGCGAGUUUCAAUUAUGGAGAGAGGCUUUCUUCAUUGAUACAAGAAAUACAACAUAAAGAUGAAUGCACACGGCGAGCAGCAUACCCGUGUGUAUGAUUUUCUAUCUUUUCCUUCUAGUUCUAGAUGGAACUGAAUUAACAUGAUGUUGUUGAGGAUAAAAGUAGCCCAACCUUAUAAAUGUAUGUUCUAAUAUGUACUACUCGUAAUGCAGAAAGGUGAACUGGCAUUGAAUCCAUUCCACGGGAUGGCGCAGUUCCCGCUCCUUCGAGCUCGAGAUGAGGUUGAUCAUUGCAUGGAAGACACGCUUCUUCCUUCUCUAGCAGGCGCCCUAUUGCGAGAAAGCAAGCUGCGGCUAAACUCCGUGGAGCCUUGGGCAACUGCUCACGUUCUUGCAAGACUCAACCCGGAUCUGGUUUACGACCAAGAACUGGUAAUGAACUUUUAGUUUCUUGCGUUUAGCUCUGACUCUUUCUAACUCGUCUCGGAAUAAACAUAGAUGAGAUAACAUAGAGGAGAGAACGCAUAUCAAUAUCUUUACAUCAUUUUACUCGUGCUCUAUAAGUGGUGUAACACCAAUUCGAAAUUUACAGGACCGCCAGCGAGCCGUUAUGAACGAGUAUCAUUUAAGCAUUCUUCUGCUGGAUUAUGCGGCGCAUCUAUCGGAGGGAUCUUGCCCGAUAAGAUGGGACGAAGAACAAAUGCGUGAGAUCGCAGACGCAAGACUGCUUCGGCAAGUGCUAUCUGCUUAAUUCUCACAUUCAUUGAUGAACUCUUUUGAUCCUUGCCAUUCAAAAUCUUCCUUCUACUUCUUAAUAUUCACGGAUAUCGUUCAUGCCUCGAGAUUUCGUAUUUCAUGUUGCUUCUCAAAAAUUGAAUUCACCUUCAUCGUAUCACGCGAUUGAAUUCAUCCUUCCCAUCUAAUCCUAACAAGGUAUUCGGUGAAGCGGCUCUGGAACGUGCACUGCGAUACUACGUACAAGUAAAUAACAUGACGGUAGUAAAGCCAUCUUACGGGGCCAAAUUUUCUCCGGUGGGUUGUAUGUUGCGGAAAGGUCUUCUGAGUUACUGCGGUCGUUCUGAAGUGCUCGACGAGGGUUACAAAGAUGACCUUGAAGUCGACACACGGGAAUUGGAGUAACUGUGUAGCCUCGGGAGAACAGCACAGGCUUGGGCUCCAUAAAACAGCACGAGGAUCGACGAUUCGGCUGACUCCUCCGCAAACAAAUUUCGUCUCGAGAAUAUAGAACGUGUAUGAAAGUAGAACAUCAGAGCAUUCAGAGGGCGCAACAUGCUUGGUGGAUAUCAUGAGCCUGUAUACGUAUAGUAUAAGGUAGAGCGCUUUUAGCACUACAACAACAUUAAGCGAGCACGAGCAGACCUACUUUUCGAAAUUCUGUUCUUCUUAUCCCAAAAUUUUUGAUGGGACAAAAAAAGCUGCUGAGUCAUCUUAGACAUGGUUUGAGUUUAUUCCCUUUAACGUCUACCUGUCGCACUCGCAUCCUGAGCAGUAUGAGCACCACUGAUAGACAAAAAGUAAGUAAGUAAGUAAGCAAGUAGAACGAUGUGCCAUGGUGAGGACCGUGUCUGUUGUUACAGAAGAGGACGUACACUUGAGACUUCCGCGCUUGAUCGGCUGACGUCAGUUCUUGUGGUAUUUUUAACAUCCUAACAUUGAGAACCAGAAGAGCUUCUGGAUGGUCGUGAGCCAAAAAUUUGUCGUCGCUUAUGGUAUUGCGUGAGGGCGCCAAUCUGCUUUGUGAGCGGCUUGGCUGAAGCCUUUGCAUGGUGCUCUUCUUUCACCUGACUGACUCGGAUUUGUGGGCUGAUAAUUGAACAAGAAAAGUGAUCCUGUCUCAUACAUGAUGAAUGAGAACCACUUCACACUGUUGGAAUCCAUCAAGUAUGCUCUGAUCAAUGCACAACGAACAAGACAUCAAUGAACGAGGCACGUUGAGGAUCCAUAAUUUUGAG